CCACUAUUAGAGGAACCCAGGGUCGCCUUCACUGACGAACUCUCCUCACACUCUCGAGCCCUACUAAUAAUAGCAGCCGCCACUGCCACCUCCGUCCACCACCAUCAUGGCUGCGAUCAGCCACCUGAGAGUCGUCUCUCCGAUGUUUAGAGCUCUCGGAUUUCUCUAUAAUCGAUCCUUCGGAUCGGCGGCGGCCGCGGUUCAGUACGACUAUGAUGAUUAUGAAGAAGAACACUACCAGUUGUGCAAGCAAAGUGCCAUGGCUGAUACAGAAGGUUCCGCACCGGAAAGUGGAGUGCAGUGGGUAAUGAUAGGGGAACCGGGCUCCAAGAGGCAUGUUUUUGCUGAGAGGCUCUCGAAGCUUCUUGAAGUUCCACACAUUUCUAUGGCCACCCUCCUUAGCCAGGAACUUAGUCCGCGUUCUUCUCUCUACCAGCAGAUAGCGAAUGCCUUGGAUCAAGGAAAACUUGUCCCCGAAGAAAUAAUUUUUCGGCUGUUGUCAAAGAGACUGGAAGAAGGAUAUUUGAGAGGUGAAACAGGCUUCAUUCUGAAUGGAAUUCCUCGCACAAAGAUCCAAGCUGAAAUUCUUGAUCAAAUCGUUCAUGUUGAUUUGGUUGUGAAUUUCAAAUGCUCGGAACAAAACUUUGCGACCAAGAAUCUGAGAGCUCGAAGAUUUGAUCCUUCACGAGAAUAUCUUAGAAUUGACAGCAAGCUGUAUACCCAAUGUGGAUGUUCCUGGAGAGAGAAUGUCCACGAUCACGCAGAGGAGUGCAAGCUGUUGGAGGACUACUACAGAGAGCAGAAGAAACUUGUUAAUUUUGAAGUAGCAGGUGGCCCUGGAGAAACCUGGCAGGGACUUCUGGCUGCAUUACAUCUCCAGCACAUUGAUGCUAUCACUUCUUCACAGAAGCUGACUGCUUAAGGUUUCAUCAAUCUUCUUCCCCCGCACCAUUCAUAUCCCCUCUGGGCCUUCUGAUACCUGUGAAUAUGAGAGCCAGAGUGGUCUAGAAAUUUUGGCGAAUGUUGAUGUUAGUUUUUCUUUUUGUUUCCUUCAUUAAUGCUUUGAGAAUGUAAGCUGGAUGCGUUAUAUGUAGCUCAAAGAUACGAUGCAAGUAUACGGUACUUAUGACCACUAGAGUGUAUUGUCUCCUUUUGCCCUUC
Messenger RNA from Prosopis cineraria, 1161 nucleotides. RefSeq names its product probable adenylate kinase 7, mitochondrial. Gene Ontology annotation, cellular component: mitochondrion; cytoplasm. Bases 107 to 922 code for a protein of 271 amino acids. The record is from RefSeq and is a predicted model, not a curated record. Lineage: Eukaryota; Viridiplantae; Streptophyta; Magnoliopsida; Fabales; Fabaceae. The transcript has 4 exons. Gene Ontology annotation, biological process: nucleobase-containing compound metabolic process. Gene Ontology annotation, molecular function: AMP kinase activity; ATP binding.